This is a messenger RNA of Aspergillus terreus NIH2624, 621 nucleotides long. RefSeq names its product Rab family GTPase. NCBI's taxonomy places the organism in Eukaryota, Fungi, Ascomycota, Eurotiomycetes, Eurotiales, Aspergillaceae. The record is from RefSeq and is a predicted model, not a curated record. Gene Ontology annotation, molecular function: GTP binding; GTPase activity. Gene Ontology annotation, cellular component: recycling endosome. The transcript has 4 exons. Gene Ontology annotation, biological process: exocytosis. Bases 1 to 621 code for a protein of 206 amino acids.
AUGUUUCACUCCAUUCGAAAGCCUCAACUAACCGACGACUCUGGUGUCGGAAAGUCCAACCUUUUGAGCCGUUUCACGCGUAACGAGUUCAACUUGGAUUCCAAGUCCACCAUCGGUGUCGAAUUCGCUACCCGCUCCAUUCAGGUAGAUUCGAAGACUAUCAAGGCUCAGAUCUGGGAUACGGCUGGUCAGGAACGUUACCGUGCGAUCACCUCCGCUUACUACCGUGGUGCCGUCGGCGCCCUCCUCGUCUACGACAUCAGCAAGCAUCAGACCUACGACAACGUCAACCGGUGGCUGAAGGAACUCCGGGACCAUGCUGACUCCAACAUCGUCAUCAUGCUUGUCGGAAACAAGAGCGAUUUGAGACACCUGCGCGCGGUGCCCACAGAGGAGGCUAAGCAGUUUGCCAGCGAGAACAACCUCUCCUUCAUCGAGACUUCCGCCCUUGAUGCAAGCAACGUCGAGCUUGCGUUCCAGAACAUCCUCACAGAAAUCUACCGCAUUGUCUCCAGCAAGGCCCUCGACAGCGGUGACAGCCAGGCUCCCCUGGGUGACCGUCGCCCCGUGAUAGACGUGUCCCAAACGCCGGAUUCCGAAUCGAAGCAGGGAUGCUGCUAG